Drosophila sulfurigaster albostrigata is the source of this 1344-nucleotide messenger RNA. RefSeq names its product transmembrane protein 134. The record is from RefSeq and is a predicted model, not a curated record. Lineage: Eukaryota; Metazoa; Arthropoda; Insecta; Diptera; Drosophilidae. The transcript has 2 exons.
AUUGCUUAGUUUAUGCUGUGACGGUUUUCAAAAUUUUUAUUAUUAUUUUAAAACCAUCGAUGUAACAUCGAUAAUGUUGUAAAUUAUCGGUGCUCUUAGAUUUUCAAUACUUUUGUUUCCAUCCCUUCUGAAUUUAUUGAGCGUAUUAUGUUAUCUGUCUGUUAAUUAGAGGUCGUGAUUGUGCCCAUAUCGACAGCUGUUGGAGUCUCAUGUUUCGUUUUUAGGGCGAACUAAUCGCGCAAUAAACCAAAAUAGUUCCAUCACAAUAUAAACAAAUUGAACGAGAAAUGUGAUUUAGAUAAAAAUGAAAAACACGUAUGCUGUGUGUAAAUGCUUGCAGGAAAGUUGUGUCCACCGCUGUUAAGUAGCAGUACAAGCAAAUGUUAAAUGCUUUGGUUACGCUGUUAGCACUGCUGUUAAAACGGAAAUAAAUGCGUGGUGUGUGUUGUUGUCUUUGUGUCGCGUUUAAUUUUAUUAAGAAGCAAAACCAACCACUAAAAAUUGCUACGAAGUAAUCAAGAAAAAAAUAAAAGGUUAACAACACUCGGCGAUAAAUGCAUGCGUCGUAAUCACUGAGCGCUCGAUUUUCUUCGAGUAUUUUUGUCAACUCAAAACGUAGACACAACCUACAUACAGUUUAAAUAACAGCAACAACAACUACAACGAAAGAAAACAGAACAGCAACAACACAACACAACAGUAUGUACAACAACAGCGCAAGGGGCUUCUCCAUACACGACGCAUUCGAGGAGGAGGAAGAGGAGGCGAUACGCGUCUAUGGCUCCACAGUGAUAUCAACGCCAAUGCGCGGUGGCGUUAGCGGCAGUGCAAAACAAGGUCGCUCCACCGAAGAUGUUUCCAUACGCAUACAGGAUCCAAAGUAAGGCUACAACAAGUAUGCGGAAGACACAACGUCAAGGGACAGUGACUCGCUAAUACAGGAAUAUGGCAAUCUGCCAACGGAGGAGACAAACACAUACUGCUGGCGGCAUCCGAAGGUGCGGGAGAAUUGGCGCACUGUCCUUGCCGCCUUUACGCUGCUGGUGGUGGGCACCGGUCUGUUUGUGAUGGGAACGUUUGCCAUCGCCGAUCCACACAAUACAUCACAGGGUGUUGUAUUUUUUGUUGCUGGACUAAUUUGCUUUAUACCGGGCGCCUAUCAUGUCGUCUACAUUUGGCUGGCGGCUAAAGGAUAUCGAGGGUUUGACUUUUAUCACCUGCCACUGUUUACAUAAGCAGUCGGGAAGAUGCAAAUCGCAUUGUCGCAUUGGUAGAUCCAAUUCAAACCUGUCGUGUCGUGUCUGUGUCUGUCUAUAUACAUAAUUAUAUAUUUAUAUAUAUUUA